Messenger RNA from Drosophila eugracilis, 3975 nucleotides. RefSeq names its product dyslexia-associated protein KIAA0319-like protein. Bases 374 to 3580 code for a protein of 1068 amino acids. Gene Ontology annotation, cellular component: plasma membrane; cytoplasmic vesicle. The record is from RefSeq and is a predicted model, not a curated record. The transcript is spliced from 8 exons. Lineage: Eukaryota; Metazoa; Arthropoda; Insecta; Diptera; Drosophilidae.
AAUCAAUAAUUUUGCAAUUUAUUCAAAUCAAAAACCGUUACUAAGCCAGCCACCAGAGAGAAAGCUUUCGCGGAAGCUUUUUCUUCGUUAUUUCUCAGCGGUAACUUCCGCUUAUCUAACGCUCUAUUCUGCUGGAAACCGCUAGCACUCGCUCCCACUCUCUUUGCAACUCGAUAUUCCUCCGUACCACUUACAACACUGCUUACUGCGCAGGGCUGGCAUAAUAAAUCAGCUGUCAGCUGGAGUAACUGUGUCUUUUUUUGUUGUGCGCUGGCUAAAAAGAAAAAAUCGCAGAACCAGUGUUUUGCUGGUCAAAUUAGACUCAAAACUCUAGCGGAUUGUCGAGCACAGGGAGGAGCAACCGAAUUUGAAGAUGGCUCAGAUGGGCAGCUGGAUUUUCAACCUGCUUUUGCUGGCCUUUUCGAUGGCGUCAGCAUAUGCCGACGUCACAACGCAAAACGCGCUGUUGGGUGGAAAUAAAAAACACAAAGACAGCCCAGAUAAAUCAGUUGGCGGUGCUAUAUCGCCGAAUUUGGUGUGCCACAAAAUGUUGAGGCACGUUUUCGAAAAUGCCACGCCGCGGGAUGAACAACAAGCGGGUGUUUUUGAGGAGUACAAACCACCACCGGAUACAGUGGAGCCCCUGGAGGAGGAGGCCUACCUCUGGAACUGCCUGCAGGCGUGUUGCGAAAAGCCCCGGAAUGCCACCAGCGGCUGCAAUGUGGUUCUGGUCUUUAAGGAAAAGUGCUACCACAUUCGGUGUCAGAGCAACGAAGCCUGCUUGCCCAAGCUCAGAGUCCGGAUGCCCAACGAAAAGGUUCAGAUGGUUCUGGUGAAUCCCCUGGGCGAUGCCACCUGGCCACAGCUGCUUAAGGCGGAAGCCGCCAAGCAGAAUGCCGAGAUCUUGCCCUACGAUGAGGCGGCUCUGAAUUUCUGGAAACAGCCGAGGAGACUAGGAUACCUGGCUCGUAAUCAGGAAACUCCCGUUUAUGAGGACGAAGAUUUCCCAUUGGCGGACAAACGGAUGAACCAAAUGAUCUUCCAGCCCGACGAAAACGAUGUGCUGGCCAAUGAGGAGCUCGGUUACUACGACACGAAUGCCAAGUUCACCACUUGUGACGUGGAGACACCUUGUCCGCCGCCUCAGCAAUGUGUUCCUCUGCAGCCGAAUGCGGUGAGAGGUGUGUGCACUUGCCCAGAGGGCUUUGUGUGGAAUAAACAAAGGAAGUGCGUGAUGGCAGCGGUCCCCUAUAGCUCCUAUCUCACCAGCAAUGAGGCAGGGCAACAGGAAACAGCGGCUAGUGAAAACUCACCAGAGGUAUCUGCUCCACCUUUGAAAACCGAGCAGAACAAAGAUAUUGUAGUCUCCGUGAUGUCCAAGGAAGUUCGGUUGCCAGAGCAGGAGGUGACCCUUGCAGCGUUCACAGUUCCCGAUGAGCAAACCAGUGAUACCAAGUACAAAUAUCUUUGGACUCUCAUUUCCCAGCCCAAAGGUCCUAUGAAUGGCACAAUAUCAGACCAGAGCAAGUCCAAAGUAAAACUAUCCAACCUCUCUGAGGGUUUGUACACGUUUAAGGUCACUGUAACUGGUGACAAUGGUACCUUUGGCGAAGCUACAGCAAAUGUGACAGUGCUUCCCGAGAACCGAAUCAAUCAGCCACCACAGGUGAUAAUCUCACCCAGGGAACAGAUCAUCCGGCAGCCUACAACCAAUGCCAUACUCGAUGGCAGCACUAGCACGGAUGACGACAAGAUCACAAAUUGGCACUGGGAGGUGAUCUCAGGACCGAUUGGUUAUCAACCCGUAUUGCCAGAAGUUAACACCCUCCAACUGGAUCUCACUUCACCCGGAAACUACACCUUCAAGUUAACCGUAACUGAUUCGAACAACGUGACCAACUCCACCACUGCCACUAUAGCCGUUCUAAAGGAAACCGAUUAUGCUCCAGUGGCCAAUGCCGGGGAUGCUGUGAUCCUGUAUUUGCCCAACAAUAAUGUCACUCUGAAUGGAACAGCCAGUUCGGAUGAUCACGAGAUCGUAGCUUGGGAGUGGACCAAGGAUGCCAGCGAUGAAGCCAAGGCUGUGGAUAUGCAGAAUACAAGAACUCCCUAUGUUCAGCUGUCCAAUCUGGAGGAGGGCAUGUAUACGUUUGUGCUCAAAGUCACCGAUGGCAGUGGUCAAUCCAGUACGGCCAAGGUUCAUGUUUUCGUAAAGCCACCAACUAAUUCGCCACCAGUAGCUGAGGCAGGAACAAAUACGACCACUAGCUUACCCAUCAAUUGGGUGCUUCUGAAUGGUUCCGAAUCCAAGGAUGAUAUUGGCAUCAAGAGUUACUUAUGGAGGCAGCUAAGCGGGCCCAAUAAUGCUGUUAUUUUGAAGUCGAACUCAUCGAUUGCCAAUGCCACUUCCCUAACACUUGGUCUCUAUGAGUUCGAGUUGAGUGUAUCCGAUGAGAAUAAUAACACGGCUACGGACACCACCUGGGUGAAGAUUGUACAGGAACGCAAUGCUGCCCCAAUAGCCAACGGCGGAGGAGAUCAUACCAUUACUCUGCCAGCCACUGCCAUCUAUUUCAAUGGCUCCAAAUCGUGGGAUGACCUGGCGGUGGUCAAGUAUCUUUGGACACGCGAUGAACACAGUCUGGCAGCCGGUGUCAUUGUGGCAGAUACCGACAAAGAACCAGUGAUGAUUUUGACUAAUCUAGUCCAAGGCCGCUAUGUUUUUACAUUGACUGUGAGCGAUGAUCAAGGUUUGACCAGUUCGGAUACUGUCAGCGUGAAUGUACAUCGCGAUCCGAAGCUAUUGAACUUGGUCCAAAUGACCCUGUCCAUGGGCAUAUCCGUUCUUUCACAAUCCGAACUGGAUUCAGUGGUGCAGAAACUGCAGCUAUUGCUGGGUGAUGAGAACAAGAUUCAGGUCAGAGAGCUCAAAUACGAUCUGCAUACGGAUGCUACUGUCCUGGUCUUCUAUGUGAAUGAUGGCCAAGGAAAAGCAUUGGAUGGCUUGCAAGUGGAGCGUCAGUUGAGGACUCAACUUCAGAAGGAUGCAUCUAUACUGGGUGCAUUCGCUGUGGAUAUAAGAACCACCCUUUGCCAAAACGAUUGCUCUGGUCAUGGAACCUGCAAUCCCAUUAGCAGAGCCUGCAUAUGUGAGGCAUUCUGGAUGCCAUCGGCAGGUUACUUCUUCAACAACCAGGAAGCCAAUUGUGAUUGGUCCAUUUUAUAUGUGUUUGUUGGAGUGAUAGUGGGAUGCCUUUUGCUGUCCGGAGUAUUUUGGGGCAUAGCCUGUGCCUGCAGACAAUCGAAAAAGCCACGUCUUCGCCAGAAAGUACAAAAAUAUUCAUUAAUUGGUAACAAGGAUGAAGAAGCGGCCAACUAUAACCGUAACACAUCGCUGACCGAAUCAGAGACUGAUUCCGAUGUCCUUUUCGAGACCCGCACCAAGUCCAAUGGCCUGGGCAAGCACAAGUCGCACAAUUCUCACAGUCAUGGACAUGGAAGUAGUGGAGGCAGCGGUUCUUCCGGUCGGGAUAAUCACAAGUAUGGAACACAAAAGUUGGGCCGCAAGAUCAAGGCAUAAACGUAUAUAUGCAUCAGGAUUAGGAGAUCUAUAUAUAUAUAUAUAUGUGUGUGUAUUAGUCGAUCUACUAUACCGUGUGUGUGAUAUCUAUUUGUAUUUCUAUAAUGUACUCGGAUCUUUUGUACUUUCCGCCAACUCGUCUGAAGUGAAGUUGUCUAUGAGUUCCUUUACGUGCAAUUAUGUUUAAGUUAAGAGUUAUUGUUUAUAUUACUUUAAGCUGCUGCUGUGCAAUAAUUAUUAUUAUUAUUUUUAGCGUUUAAUUUUACAACAUUUUUACUGCGAUACUUUUUAUGUGUGUGUAUAUAGACAUAGCUGUUCACAAUCAAUGUAACAAACGACAUGUAACUGCUUAAAAGUGCAUUAUUACCCACAUUAAACGAAACCAAUAGAUGAAA